Molecule: messenger RNA, 1326 nt
Organism: Lentinula edodes (shiitake mushroom)
Lineage: Eukaryota; Fungi; Basidiomycota; Agaricomycetes; Agaricales; Omphalotaceae
Product: transcription factor IIA, alpha/beta subunit-domain-containing protein
Exons: 5
Coding region: 1-957 (318 amino acids)
Biological process (GO): transcription initiation at RNA polymerase II promoter; transcription by RNA polymerase II
Cellular component (GO): transcription factor TFIIA complex
Source: RefSeq, a predicted model, not a curated record
AUGUCAAAUAAAAUUGUGGUGAGCUACAACCUUCCUGGAAUAAUUGACGACGUUAUCGCCGCAAUUAAGCCUGAAUUCGAAGAAUAUGGCGUUUCUGAAGACGUUCUCGCUGAAUUGCAGCACAAAUGGGAGAACAAAGUUAUUGCCUCUCAUGUCGCCGAUUUUGAAGUAGUAAACGUUCCGCCCGCGCAAGCUCCUCACCAUUCGUAUCAGACUCAUGCUAUGCACAUGAUGCAAAGUCAUCCAGCAUAUACAGCGGCAGCAGCACCUCAUUCUUAUGUUGCCGCCGCUCCUCCACAACCUGGUGUGAAAGCAGAACCGAUAGACACUCGUUACAUGUUACACAAUGCUCCGCAGAUGGCCUAUGCCCUUCCUCAUCUUCCUGGUCCCGCUAUCAACGGCGCGCGCCAGCCUGCGGUUCCUCAGUACGGUAGUCAAACUAGUAUACUCUCUUUUCCGCCAGGUCCGCCACCGGUCCAAUCCAUACCCACAAAUGGCGCCGGCGUUCCUUUAGGUCGUGCUUACGUUCCGCCGACAAAUGGCACUCCAAUUGCAACAAUGUCUGCGCCUCCUCCUCCAUCUAAUUCAGGUGGUGGUGGGAGUUCAGGUCGCAUCCCUCAGCUUGAUGGCCCAUCUGAAGAUGAAUCCGAUGAGGACUCACAAACCCCGCCUCCUUAUGCACCCCGAUCAACACAUCCUUCUUUGCCACAACCUCAAGCGUCAACGAGUGCCUCCGCAGACUCAGAAGCUAUCAACAGCGACUUGGACGAUUCAGAUACCGGAGACGAAGAGGAGGCAGACGAUGGUGCUGUCGGAGAAACGGACAUUGUAUUCUGUACUUAUGAUAAAGUCGCACGAGUCAAGAACAAGUGGAAAUGUAUCCUGAAGGAUGGAAUGAUUCAUGUAAAUGGAAAGGAUUAUCUCUUCUCCAAAUGUACUGGGGAAUUUGAAUGGUAAUCAUCAUUGGUUUUGUAUCGUUCUCGCCAUCAAAUUGUUUGAAUCAAAAAACAUCUCAAUUAAAAACUUUUUUUUCUUCGCUAUGUUCUACCUUUGCAUGCACACGUCUAUCGCUCACCGUUCACUGUUCUCCCAUCCUGUGUCACGCAUACUGUACACCUGAAGCAUCAACUACAUCAUUCGUCUCCUUAAUCAGCUUUAUCUAUCUACAUAUCUACUAUGGCUACGGUAGAGUAUCCCUUCUCGAAAAUGUCAUAUCAUGUCGCCUCAAUGUUGCCUAACCAAUAUCUCAGCAUCUGUAUCGUGCCCUAAUCAGCUUCGUCCCGGCUCCGUACAGUGUAUACUAGAAGAAAGUAUUGAUAGUAGUAU